This is a messenger RNA of Metarhizium acridum CQMa 102, 1632 nucleotides long. RefSeq lists its product as uncharacterized. Lineage: Eukaryota; Fungi; Ascomycota; Sordariomycetes; Hypocreales; Clavicipitaceae. The record is from RefSeq and is a predicted model, not a curated record. Gene Ontology annotation, molecular function: nucleic acid binding.
AUGCCCUUGAGCCAUGACUUGACUCAUGCUUUCGUGGCUUCACAGCCCUUUACACCAGCUUCCUCUGACGCGAGGAUGGAAGACUUGUCCCAUCAACUCCAGCUCCGGAAAGUCCAGGCCCCGGCGGAGAUUUGCAAUACUCUGGUUUCGAAUCUGAUUCAGCAAUCGACUACAGUCGGGCGCAAGACCGAGGAUGUUCUAUCUGCAGUCACUGUUGGGACCGCUAGAGUUGCCGCAAACAAAAAUGGUGUUCUAGCUGGCGGACGUGACCACGAUGGUGCCAAUGCUUCUAUUCUCAGCGGCAGCUACGCACCCUCCAACCGUGGAAGCCCUGCUCAUGCUUACGCCCAUGCUGGGUUUCCUCGUCCUGUUGGUCGUGUAGGUUCUGCUGAGCCCCAUGACUCUGCCACCCCUCUUGGGUAUCACGAGUUGUAUAAUCCAAACGACGAGGCCAUGUCUACCAAGUCUUACGGAUACAUGAGACCUACCCAGAUUGAGCCCAAAGGACUUGGUGUCCCCACUAGUCCUGCAGAGCGUACCAGUCCAAGUGACUUUACUUAUUCGAAAGACGCCAACAUUGCUGGCGAUGAAUGCCUUCCUCUUGAAUCUCAUGGGCAUUCGGCCCCUGCUCGUCCUCCCGCCUCUGUUAGCAUCCCUGGUAUCUAUCGACCUACCGACACAAGAGGUCCGUUUGGGCGAAUCCAGAAGCCCAACAUGUAUCCCACCCCUGACGCCCUCCAGGAUGCAAAUACUCGGGGGAAAUCCACGCCAGUUGAUAACAGAAGAGCCCUAACCACACAGCAAUGUACCUCCCAGCCCAGCCUUGCCGCGACGAAUGCUGUAGCCCCGGGCACACAAGCUACCGGCUUCGUGCCCAUGUUGGCCGUCAGCCGUCCCGACAUGACCGGCCGAGACGUCACGCCCAUGCCACUCGGGAGCCAGGCCGUCAUCGACUUGAAGUUCUCCCCUCACUACCGCGGCAUGCACACCGAGGCCAACGCCAGCGCAGACCACCUCCCGCCGGACCAGAACUGCUCCCUCUGGAUCACGCAGCUGCCCCCGGACGUCAAAGUCGCCGAGCUCCUAGGCAAGAUCCGCAACGUCGGCCGCGUGUACGCGACCGUCCUCAGCCCCCCGGAUGGAAUCAAGCAUCCCAAAUCCGCCGCCAAGCUCGUCUUCUUCACGCCAGCCGGGGCGCGGAAGCUGCUCGCCCACGGGGAGGACCACCCCCUCGUCAUUCGCGGGCACAGGGCGCAAAUCAUGCCCAACAGGACCAAGUGCCAUUCGCAGAGCACCGAAAGGGGCGAGUCGCGCGUGUUGAUCAUCACGGGACACAGGAGUUUUGUAAACGAGGCCAGCCUGACGGCGUAUUUCGAAGGGAGGUUCACGUUUCAGAUUGACAAGGUGCAGACUUUGCUCGAGUUUCAGGACCGGGCUGUGGUUGAGUACCAAUUCGGUAGCUACCGCUGCCAGUCGCAGAUGGGCCUCAAGGCGUUGCUGCUGGAUCGUCCGAGGGGCCUUGAGAUGGUUGAAUUUGGCGCCGAUCCCUGCGAGGUCGGCAGUGAGACGACCUCGUUUACGGUUGCUGGGGAGAGGAUCCAGGGGAGAGGGCUGUUUCCUGACCUGGAGUGA